AUGGCCUCACAGAACUGUGAGGACCAUCCUCAUACUAAUAACACCCAGACAUCUGAAGCAAACGAUAUAUCUAAUGAAAAGAUAGAUACUAAUCCCGAAUUUGUAAAGGAGUUUGAAGCUCUAGAACGCAUAAAAGAGAGGGAAGCCAGAUCUAGGGCUGUGACACUUGAAAUCCUUGGCGAUCUUCCUAAUGCAGAUGCAAAACCACCAAAUAACGUCCUCUUUGUCUGUAAAUUGAACUCUGUCACUGAGGCUGAAGAUUUGAAAAUAAUCUUUAGCAGAUUCGGCACCAUUCUCUCGUGCAACGUAGUAAAAGAUUAUAAAACCGGUGAAUCACUACAAUACGCAUUCAUAGAAUUUGAGAAGGAAGAAUCCUGCACUGAUGCUUACUUUAAAAUGGAAAAUGUUUUAAUUGAUGACCGGAGAAUUCACGUGGACUUUUGCCAAUCCAUACCCACACUGUGGAAGAAAUACAAGGCUGGUAACAUUACCAAGGGGGAUUACAAAGAGUUGACUCACAGCACAAUUGGCGGUGAACGCGUUAUCGGAAAAUCCUCGCAUUCCCUGAGCUACCCUGAAGAACGAGAACACUCCCCUGGUCUCCACAAUAAAGGAGGCGAGGGUGAGGACAGGGAUAGGUAUAGGGACAGGGAUAGGGACAGGGACAGGGAUAGGGACAGGGACAGGGAUAGGGACAGGGACAGGGACAGGGAUAGGUAUAGGGACAGGGAUAGGGACAGGGACAGGGAUAGGUAUAGGGAUAGGGACAGGGAUAGGGACAGGUAUAGGUAUAGGGACUACCGCAGUAAAAUACAUACGCAUAAAAUCUCUUAA
Messenger RNA from Babesia microti strain RI, 834 nucleotides. RefSeq names its product peptidyl-prolyl cis-trans isomerase-like 4. Gene Ontology annotation, cellular component: nucleus. The transcript is spliced from 2 exons. Gene Ontology annotation, molecular function: RNA binding. Bases 1 to 834 code for a protein of 277 amino acids. The record is from RefSeq and is a predicted model, not a curated record. Lineage: Eukaryota; Apicomplexa; Aconoidasida; Piroplasmida; Babesiidae.